AACCAGGUGGGUGUCGACGAACGCGAAGAAAACAUUUUUAUAGAAAACACAAUGAAUAUUAAUUAUGCGAGAGUUCAUUGAUUCUAAAAAAGAGCACUUUGUGUCCCGAUAAUGUUGAACGUGCACAAAAUAUGGCUUUUCUCGUGUCUCUGUGUUGUUGUUAUUGUUGUUCUAUAUUUUCAAGCAGAAAUUGCACGUUUAGAAGACAAAUAUAACAAAUUAGAAUACAAGUUUGCUCAGAUACAUUCGGAACCUCGUCAAUUUUUCCCAAAAGCAAUAGAAAGAGUUGAGGAUGACUUAGUAGUGAUAUAUAAUAGGGUUCCCAAAACGGGGUCCACUAGUUUCGUAGGUGUUGCCUACGAUUUAUGUAAGAAAAAUCAUUUCAAAGUGCUACAUAUCAAUAUUACCGCGAACAUGCACGUCAUGUCGCUCAGUAAUCAGUAUAAAUUUGCUCAGAAUGUCACAAGAUGGAAUGAUGUGAAGCCCGCAUUAUAUCAUGGGCAUAUGGCAUUUUUGAACUUUGAAAGACUGGGAACAAAUUCAAGGCCUAUAUUUAUAAAUUUAAUAAGGAAACCACUGGAUAGGCUGGUAUCUUAUUAUUAUUUCCUACGCAACGGAGAUAACUUUAGGCCCCACCUAGUUAGAAAGAAACAUGGAGAUAAAAUGACUUUUGACGAAUGUGUUGAGAAAAGUCAACCUGAUUGUGACCCCAAUAAUAUGUGGUUACAAGUGCCAUUUUUCUGUGGUCACUCAUCUCAGUGUUGGAAACCAGGCAGCCACUGGGCAUUGCAACAGGCAAAACAGAAUUUAGUCAAUCACUACCUAGUGGUAGGUGUUACUGAAGAGAUGCAAGAUUUCAUCUCCGUACUAGAAGCAGCGCUACCUCGGUUCUUUAAAGGAGCCACGGAACAUUAUUUAAACAGUAACAAGUCGCAUUUACGACAAACCAGUUCUAAAUUAGAACCGAAUCAAGAUACAAUAGAUAGGAUACAACAGUCGAACGUAUGGAAAAUGGAAAAUGAACUCUAUGAGUUUGCAUUAGAACACUUUAAGUUUGUGAAGAAAAGGUUACUUUCGAAAGAACCGAACGGUGUAGCUCAAAUAUAUUUCUAUGAAAAAAUAAGGCCUAAAUGAGACUAUUUCUAAGGUUAUUACUUGUUGUUACUCUUGCUACGUUAUCAAGUGAUGAAUGAAUUUAAAAACUUGAUUCUAAUAUAGUUAAUGUUUUGUUUUUGUGUACUGAAUAUGUUGCAUUUUAUAAAAUGGAAGAAACUAAUUUAUUAAAAAUGAUUUGCAAUAUUAAUUAUGGUAAUAAAUUACAGUUGACUCGAAUAGAAUAACGUAUGAAAUUAUUCUGGCCCAAUACAAUUUGGUAAGUGCAAUACCAUAUUCUUUAUACUAGACCAUUUUUAUACAGAUAUAUGUAUAUAAGUCAAUGUUAGAAAUAACUCUAAGUGCAUUGCCUUGUAUCCAGAAGGAAUUUGUUUAGAAGUCACAUUUUUUUUAAAUCUUUUUGUUUUGACCUUUUGAAUGAAAACUUUACUCUUUAAGUAGGUUAAUUGAUGACAGGACAUGUUGAAUUUCUAGCUUGUGUUUGCAUUAAAGUUCAAAAUUAAUUGUGGAAAUCUUAAAGCAUUUGUCAGCCCUCAGUAAGCUUUCUAAACUAGUUGUUAAAC
Messenger RNA from Diatraea saccharalis (sugarcane borer), 1676 nucleotides. The record is from the annotation of a GenBank genome assembly. NCBI's taxonomy places the organism in Eukaryota, Metazoa, Arthropoda, Insecta, Lepidoptera, Crambidae.